GUAAACGCCAAAACUCAACUUGCACUGACUGAACACGAAGAAGGUCUACAGACUGAGUGAAGCAAGUAAAGUUUUUCGAUUUUUGAUAUUUUCUGUUCUAGACGUGAUAAUUGAGUAGUGGGUAAAGGGAUGAAUCGUUAGUGCAUAUUCCUUCUAGGUAAGGAUAUCGUUUCUGAGAAGAAGAUGAGAUUCUUGAGAUUGGUAUCCCCAGAACGGUAUCAAGGCAACGAAAGUGCAAAAGUGGCUACUAAGAAACCGAUGUGACGUCUUGAUUUCGUCAGUCUUUUGUAUCCGAGUCGAAUCCAAAAGAUACCACGGUCAAAUAAACAAGAAACAGCGAAUGAUCGCCAACAGCAAACAAAAUAUCUGUCAGCAUUUUCCGUAAACAACUACUGAUUAUCGACCAAUUGGUUCCUACUGAAUUGCUUGUACAAUCGCGCCAAGUGAUUAUUUUGGCCAGAGCUUUCCGGAAUCCAACAUUCAUCACUAUCACUAUCACUAUUGACGUAUCGGAGCGAAAGAGGAAUGAAAAUAGUGUAUCCAAAGAGUGCGGACGAAAUAUUAUCUAACUACACAGCGCAUACAUAAUAAGUAAUUCAUAAGUUCACACAAGCAAAACUGUUCGAACGUAACACCAAUGAAUACUUCUUCGACGUUUAUUGCUUCUGGCGAGGAUAGCACAGAAUGGUCGACAUUGCACUGCAGUAAGGAUGAACUGACUAACUUCUUCGGAUGGUUCCUACAGGGCAUAUUAGCCACGUUAGCCUUUACCUGUCUGAUAGGAAAGCGAUUCUGUGAACCUCUAUACAACAGACGAUCGUGGGAAACGUGGUGGUACGACACAUCGAAACAAGGGAUUGGAGCCUUAGUGAUCCACAUGACCAACGUAUAUUUAGCCCCACUAUUCCAAGGAGACCCCUGUACCUGGUAUAUAAUCAACUUUUUACUGGAUUCCACCAUCGGUUUAUUCAUCAUAUAUAUAGGAAUCAAAACCUGUCAGUAUUUGGCGCGAAAGAAGAAAUGGGAUGCGAUAAACUUCGGCGAGUAUGGUGCACCGAAAUCAUGGCUCUACCAAACAUGGAUAUACGUGGGACUGAUGGCAAUUGUGAAACUAAUAACGACCCUCUUCAUUCAACUCGAUGUUUGGGACAACGUGAAAAACUUUGUUCUAUCUCCGUUCAAAGAUCCGCGCAUCGAACUCGCGGUUGUGAUGUUGGUGAUUCCAUUCUUCGUUAAUAUUUUGAUCUUUUGGGUCACCGAUAACUUCCUGAUGAGGCAUACGCGUAAGAAACGCAAUAAUGCCACAUCGCACCAGCAGGGAAGGGAGCAUAGUCUGUUGCAAAAAGUAAAAUACAAAAUGAUACAAAAAUCCAAACCUAAUGACUCAGAAUCUGAUACUCUUUUAUCAGGCGAUGAAGAAAUUUUAAACUUUAAAACAUCAAACAGUGCCACACCAUCUUCGCUGCUGCAGGCGUCGAACCAUUGUUUCUCGGCCUCAACAACCAGGGGCGGCGAUACGGCCAUCAUUCUCACUUCAUCGGCGACAUCACCCAGCAGAAAGCAAAACGUCCAGCAACGAACAAGUGUGAUCAAUGUAUAAUAAAGUGUAAGCUAUUUUCAAUUCCUUUCAACACUUAUUAUCUGGUCGAUAAACUGGUAGUAUCAUAGUCUGAAAGAAAAAAAACAUUUUCCAUUGUUGAAUCGAAGAAAGGUAAUAAUGCAAGGCAAUAGAUUAGCUAUGAUUUAUUUCUUGUUGAAAACUGAAAGUAAACCUUGUGAUAUUUGUGUGUCUAUAUCUAUACAUAUUUACACAUCCGUUGCUACGUUUAAUAGUAAAGCCAAAAUCAGGUCCAUGCGAUUUAACUUAAUCCAGCUACGAAAGGCUUCAAAACGACAAACGGUAAACAUAUGGUAAACUGAUUUGGAACUAAGCCCACUGACGAAUGAAUCACUAUUCUCAUCUGUUGCGACGAACUCGAUCGGAUCGGAGAGAAGCAAAUUGGAGAAGAAAUAAAACAGAAACUGUAUUUUUUAAAGACUAAGCUAGGCUAAGGUACCAACAGAAAAAACGGUAAUAUCAAAAUGCGGAAGACGGAUUGGUUUUUUAUUUUUAUAUACACGAAAAACGAAAUAUAAAUUUAUUAUUACCAAGUGGAAAGAGAAGAAAAGAUUUGUAAAAUAUAUCGUCAGUACAUAGCAAAUCCAAAAUCAAA
Toxorhynchites rutilus septentrionalis is the source of this 2213-nucleotide messenger RNA. RefSeq names its product store-operated calcium entry regulator STIMATE-like. The transcript has 6 exons. Gene Ontology annotation, cellular component: membrane. NCBI's taxonomy places the organism in Eukaryota, Metazoa, Arthropoda, Insecta, Diptera, Culicidae. The record is from RefSeq and is a predicted model, not a curated record. Bases 638 to 1600 code for a protein of 320 amino acids.